Molecule: messenger RNA, 5016 nt
Organism: Symbiodinium necroappetens
Lineage: Eukaryota; Dinophyceae; Suessiales; Symbiodiniaceae
Source: the annotation of a GenBank genome assembly
AUGAAGUGGCCACAUCGAUGGCGCCGUUGCAGCAGUUUUCUUGACGGAGAAAAGGGGCGCAUGUCCCUGUGCCACGUCGGAGACAGAUCGGGAAUCGAACAUGCCAUCCUCAGUGGAGGUGCAUCAGUGGAGGAGGUCGACAUCGAAGGGAAUACUCCGUUGCAUGUUGCCGUGGAGGCACCAAGAAAUGAAGUUGCAACGGUGUCAUGCCUGCUGGAGAAUAUGGCCAACCCCAACACUGUAAACUACAUUGGGGCGGCGCCUUUGCAUUAUGUGUGCCUGAGAAAAAGCAACUGGCGAGGGAUCGCCAACCUUCUCCUAGAAUACGGAGCAAACAUAGACUGCCAAACUUUGGCGGGGAAGUCUGCUCUCCACUUUGCAUGUGAGAAUCAGCUGCCCGAGCUCGUAGAGGUGCUCUGCCUGUUCGGUGCUGACCCACACUUGCUGGAUGUUCAGGCGAACACGGCCAUGCACUUAGCUCUGGCCAAGGAGGGUGGCCGAGACACGGUCAAGCGACAAAUUCUGGAGUGUCUUCUCACUGUCUCUGCCAACGUGGAGGUUCGCAACUUGAAGGGAAUGUCCCCCAUGCACCUGGCUUGUUCAACUGGUUGCAUACGGUGUGUUCAGUUGCUCAUGGAAAUGAAAGCAAACCCUAGCGCCUUAACAUCCCGAUGGGAAAGUGGGCUGCAUCUGGCAUGCACUUCCGGGCAUACAGAGGUGACACAGCUGUUCGUCCAGACUGUGCCACAAUUGAUAGAUGCCCAGGACAUUGACGGCAACACUCCGCUUCAUGCGGCGAGCUACACCGGAAAUCUGGACUGCGCCUUGAUUCUCCUCAGGAACGGAGCUGAUCCCGAGGUCAAGAACCAUGGGUCGCUGUCUGCAUAUGAUGUCUCUAAAGUCAAGGGACAGGACCUUGCGAGCACUCACAACCCUGAGCUCGUUCAGGUUCUCAAAGAAGCUCAAAAAGAGAAAGGCCAGGAAGCCGCAGAAACAAGCCAGGGCCAGGAUAUGAAGACGCAGACUGAAGUUACACACCUCUCGCAUUCAGAGACAGCACGACACAGUUGUAUUCGUUGCAGCCGCUUCGAGCGCUUGCUCUUUUUGAGCUGCCGAGAGGUGAUGCCUCGCGGCUUGCUCGCCCAGACGGUUGCUGAACAUGACUUUCUCUAUCACGAGAGCCGACGCACAAUUGCAGCGUCGAAGCUGACAUCCUUCCAAGCGCAAGGUGCGCCUGCGCAGGCGGUGGGUGCCGCCCCAGCUCCGAAAGUUCAGGGCGAUGCACCUGGCCCUGCACCAGACGCCCGAGCUGCAGCAGCAGCGAAGCCUGCAGCAUCAACACCACCAGAGCCGCCCCCUCCGGAGGUGAAUCAGGAUGUCAUCGCUGGGCCAGAAUCCGUCAGCAGCCAGGCCGCAGUGCAAACAAUCGCCGGUGGUCCGGGAAGGCCCUCCGGCGCCAAGGGUGCGCCGGACCACUAUGGGGGGCUGAACACCUUCCUGCUGACUGUCUCGGCGGUGCUGGUGGGAUUGGGCCUUGGCUACGAGAACAAGGGUGGUUGCAUCACACCUGCGGAUGUAACGAAGGCUGCGGAUGGCCAGAGGUCGACGUUCAUCCAGGAUCUCGGUGACAAGCCGUGGCGCCUGCAGCUCUUCCGAAAUCCGCAUUCUGCAGAGGCCUAUGCCCAAGCGAGGGAAUUAUCUUUCGACGACAGCCAGUGGAACGAAGUCCCCAUCCCGUCAAAUUGGCAGAUGCUGGGCAUGUCAGUUCCCAUCUACACGAACAUCACCUUCCCCUUCACCCCGGUGCCCGCUUUGAUGGCACCCUAUGUGUCGCACGACAAUCCUACAGGUCUUUAUCGGACAACGUUCAACGUUCCCAUGGAAAAUCUGCAGGGUCGACGUGUCCACCUCGUCUUCCAUGCUGUUGGCUCUGCGGUGAUGGUGUGGGUGGAUGGCCAGUAUAUUGGAUAUUCACAGGAUUCCAUGACUGCUGCCGAGUUUGACAUUACGGAUGCACUUAUCGGCAGCCAGCAGGCGGUCGAUAAACAAGGCACCUCAGCUACAGCUGCUCUAUUGUCAGAGCAGCACUUGCCAGACCGCACUGAGCAUGUUCUCGUGGCCAUGGUGCCAAGCUGGUGCGAUGGAUCGUACUUGGAGGAUCAGGAUCAAUGGUGGCUUUUUGGCAUCCAUCGUGAAGUUGAGUUGCAUUUCGUCCCCGAAGCCUGUCGAAUUGCAGACUAUCAGACUCGAACAUUCUUCAACGAAGAUGACGAUGGAAUUCUGCAGGUUCAAUGCCAGCUUACUGGGACAGCCGUCGGCAACAAGGUGCUAAAGGUCACACUGUAUGGAGAACGUUCUGAGAUCCUGGCAGCAGCGCGGGCCACUGCACCUACCAAAACUGACUCCAUGGAUGAUGGGCCUGGUUGGUGUGUGGAGGCAGAAUUACGCGUUCCGGGAGUGCGAAAGUGGAGCGCGGAGGAUCCCUUCCUGUACACUCUGCAGCUGGAGCUCACGGAGGCGUCUGACACUACGAUCCAGGCUGAGCGUUUGCGCAUUGGUUUCCGUACAGUUGCCAUCGUGGAUGGACAGCUCUGUGUGAACGACCGCCCGAUCGUGGUUGCAGGUGCGAAUGUGCACGAGAUGCACCCGACGAGAGGGAAGGCGAUCAGCACUGACGACAUGCUUAAGGACAUAGAAAUGUUGAAGCGAGGCAACUUCAAUGCCGUUCGAAACAGCCACUACCCGCAUCAUCCCAGAUGGUAUGAACUCUGCGACGAACAUGGGCUCUACGUGGUUGACGAAGCCAAUAUUGAAACACAUGGCUUUGUCGAGAACUUGGCCAUUUCACUUCUUGCUUGUGACCAGGCCUGGAGACAGCAGUUUCUGCAUCGCUUCUUCAACAUGUUCCAGCGGGCGAAGAAUCAUACCUGUGUCAUCGUCUGGUCACUCGGAAACGAGAGCGGUUGGGGGCCGAAUUUCGCCGCGGGCGUUAAGUCAUUGCACCGAUGGGAUCCCCAACAACGUCCGGUCCAAUACGAAGGGGCAACUUGUGGCACUGAUGCUGUUAUAUUCUUCGGAGAUGGACAAGGUGCAUCAAGUGACAUCAUCUGCCCCAUGUAUUGGUCACCACCGAUGAUCCUGCCUCCGGCAGCCAGCAGAACUCGGCCUGUCAUACUUUGCGAAUACAGUCAUGCCCUCGGCAACUCCAACGGAUCCCUGCACUCCUACUGGGACCUGUUUUGGUCUUCCGCACCUGAGCAUCGAUGCAUACAGGGUGGAUUUGUAUGGGAAUGGGCAGAUGGAGCGGUGAAGGUGCACAAAGCUCAGAUCCUGGACCCGGAUGUGAAGGGGAAGCACCAGCGAGAAGCCUGGCUUGAAGGCGAAUAUGCCUACGGUGGAGACUUCGGAAGGGAGAGUGGGCGACAAGAUCGCAACUUUAUUGUGGAUGGGAUCCUAUUCCCCGAUCGCACACCACAUCCAGCUUACCAGGACUUCAAAAGGCUGCAGCAACCUGUCGAGUUCCAGCUCAAAUCGCAAGAGGACUGUUCCGAGGGUCGGCUUGUCCGGGUGAAUGUCAAGAAUCGGUACACCUUCCGAGAUCUCGGACACUUGUCCUUUUCCGCGCUUGCUUCUGAUGCGCUCGGAGAGAAGUGCUUGUGCACCAUCCGCGGGGAUGCAGACAUGCGAGGUAUAAGUCCAGGAGAAUCACGGGAGCUUGAGAUUGUGAUGAAGACGGCAAGCCCUGAACUUCAGCAAUGUGGUCAGUGGCUACUUCUACAGGCUUGCCAGACGGACAGAUCACAAACGAUACCUGAGAAGUUCGUAAUCGCGGACGUUUGCUUUACAGUGGAUGUGCCCAAGUCGGAAACCAGCAAGCUGCCCGCUGGUGGCAUGCUUUGUUCAGGUUCUUUGCCCCCACUUUUGCACAUGCCUGCAGCGGGUCCAGCAACCUUGGACAGAAGUGGAGAGAAGUCCGUGAUCAAAGCAGCUACAUACACGGCAAGAUUCCAAGGGGGCACUCUGACAUCCUUGUGUGGCACUGACGGGCUGGAGUUGCUCGCCAAGCCUGGCUUGCAGCACAGCUUCACGCGUGCAACGACAGACAAUGAUCGCUGUGGUACGGAUUUUUUCGUUCCGUGGCUGAUCAAGGUACCACUCGUCAGGCACUUCUUGGAUUGUUACGGUUUCUUGUCUCUUGCGGCAUCGUGGAAAAUCGUCGGGCUGGAUCGGCUAACAGCAUCUGUGAACGAAUGUGAGUGGAGCAGUUCCGCCGAAGGUCCAAAGCUUCGCGUACGGGAAAACUUCAGUGCACUUGGCCAGCUCCUUCUUGAAACAUGCUUCCAGUAUGUGUUCGAGGCACAUCGAGUAGUGGUGUCAGUGACCGUGACACCAGUCGGACCCUUGACUGGUUUGGCGACUCUUCCCCGAGUUGGGGUAGACUUUGCUCUUUCGGCAAAGCUCUCAACAAUGACUUGGCUGGGAUGUGGCCCGGGAGAGAGCUAUCCGGACCGCAAGCGCGCUUCAGAUUGGGCCGUCCAUAGAAGCGACGUCGACACUCAGCAUGUGGACUACAUUGUCCCCAGUGAGAACGGAGGAAAGGCGGAUGUCCGCUGGGCAGCUUUCACUGAUGGUUCAUUUGGCCAUGGCUUGAUGUUGACCUAUUCCUGCGGCGAUGGUGAAGCGCAGCAGGACAAACCCGAAGAUGCUGCAUCCGAGAAGCGUCCUGCUUGCACACGUGGAGCACAACUGUCCGCAUCGCGGUGGACCCAGGAAGAGCUAGAGCGAAAUUCCCACCGCCACAAGCUGCCAGCGAGGCAGGCUUUGAGCUCAAGAGCAGUGAACGUUCACCUAGACACAGCUCAUGCCGGAGUGGGCGGAGUGGGUGAGGGGGGCUCCAGACUUUGGGCCACGGCCAAUCAUCACUGUAUGGAUGCCUGGCGGAAGUAUUCCAGCCGACCCCCGGAGGAGAAGAGAUCCUCCCAGGGCAGUGUUGCAAUCUCAGAAGUGCUGAGCUAG